AUGCUUGUGAUCUGUGCCGUCGGAAAAAGAUUCGCUGUGACAACGCCCAACCAGCCUGUGAGACAUGCUCCUUGGGAGGUGUACAAUGCACCUUCACAGAACAUCCCAGCCUGUCAACUCCUCGAUGCCACAGCACGAAUACGAGAACUGGAAGCCCAGCUGGCUGUUCGGGACCUCUCUUCCGAUUCCGGCCCGAGAGAGCGAACUAGUUCUGACGCACGUUCAGACAACCCAUGGCUUGCCUUGUUCGCUGUAGACCAUCUUCAAGACACAUACAGCAUAGAUACGUCGCUUGCAACAUUUCAAGCAGAGAUCGCCCAUUGUGGAGUGGGAGAAUCUGGCUCCACUAAAAGAGCGUCCUUUUCUUCCAUAGUCUACCGAAAAACAGGCGCCCAACUCGAUCUCGACCACUUUCUCGCCCAAGCUGCACAGUCGCUCAGAUUUCGGGGCAUCCAGAGCAGGACAGGCUCGCAUCGUUCGCUGUCACCAAAGUGGCCACCCACACCUUUGGUACGAUACUCCAUCGACCACUACUCCCAGAGUGGGUUGUAUUCCAUUUUCCCGGUUGCGAGCGCCGAUGGCCUGAGUCGAUUGAUCGAAGAGGGUAUACUAGACCGUCAAGAUGAAACUGUGCCUGCAGCGAACCUGGCCUGCUUGUUUGCCUUGACUGCAAUGAUGAGUGUAAUGCAUCGACUCAGCCCGGAAUUCGUCAAUGCUGAACCAGAUGCAUAUAUUCAGGCAGCGCUGGGCCUCAUGCCUAGGCUGUUGAUGGAAAGGACCACGGUUAGAAGCUUGGAGGCUGUUGUGCUAAUUAUGACCUAUGUCAUGCCAAGUGGGCAGAUUGAACCCGGGCAACUCCUACUAUCCCUAGCUACGCGAAUGAUACUCACCCUCGGUGCGCAUCGAAUGUCCAUAAUGAGCAAGCCUGAAGGUAGACAUCUCCGGGCCUUGUUCUGGUUCUGUUAUGGAGCGGAUAAGAACAUGCUCAUCCGGUAUAAUCAAUCACCGCAUUUCAUAGAUGCGGACUGCGACCUCCAAAUACCGGACAAUUACGUUUUGUCGUCAUCUGACAAUCAAUUUUUCUCGAGGCCUCUUUCUAACCAUGAACUACUUUUCCCCUCUGACGUCCGACUGUCUCUGCUGAAGUCCAAAGUGUACCAUCUUCUUUAUUCCCGCCAUGCUCGAGCUCAUUCAGAGGCCCGUCGCCUUCAGUAUAUCCGUGAAUUGGAUCAAGAGCUGAAUGAUCUGAAACGCACAUUCCCGGCUAGUUGUUGGCCGGAUCUAUUUGCCACAUCAUCCGCCCCCAAUUACACUUUCCAUGACCUGAGGAAGAUUCACGAAGCGAGUCCUUGUCUUGAGAGCAAUAAUAGCAUUUCCAGCUGGUCAAUUCUUCCAUCCAGUGUCGAGCUGUUCUAUCAGGAAUCUCGAUCUAUUCUGUUAUACAUACGUCAUGUUCGUGAUUUUCUCAACUGGCAUACUUUCUGGAUCUACGCCCAAUUCUUGCUGACGAGUGUCUUCUCCCUUUUCAAAUGUAUUAUCAGUUAUCCUGCCGCGUCGUCAAAUGAGAAGGACAUACAACUACUGCAGAGCUUAGUGGACAUGUUCGCUGAAUUAGAUGGAAAGGAGUCAGAAAACGCGAGGGGGCUGUUUCCUCCGUUUUAUUUCACAGUCUGUCUGAUCAAGAGACUUAUCUUCCUUGCCAGGCAAGCCUCCAACAAGGCUUGCGAGUGA
Messenger RNA from Aspergillus tubingensis, 1731 nucleotides. RefSeq names its product fungal specific transcription factor domain-containing protein. The record is from RefSeq and is a predicted model, not a curated record. Gene Ontology annotation, molecular function: DNA binding; zinc ion binding. Bases 1 to 1731 code for a protein of 576 amino acids. Gene Ontology annotation, biological process: DNA-templated transcription. Lineage: Eukaryota; Fungi; Ascomycota; Eurotiomycetes; Eurotiales; Aspergillaceae. The transcript has 6 exons.